AGUGGCGGAGGACUGUACGGGGUCCAAAAAUAUAGGUUUCCAGACUGCCAUCCUCCCCGACUACAACUUCUAGAAAGACUGAGAAAUCUUUCUCCUUCUAGAAAGACAACUGGAAAAAUAAAGGGAGGGAAGACAGCAGUAGCAGAGGGGAUGCUGGAAGGGAAGGGAAGGGUGUUGGAGACGGACAUGCCGGAGAGGAUGGCGGCGCAGGCGAUGUCGUGCGCGUCGCAGGCGCUCGACAUCUUCGACGUCGUCGACUGCAAGAGCAUCGCCGCCUACGUCAAAACGGAGUUUGACAAGAUGUAUGGGCCAGGGUGGCAGUGCAUGGUGGGAUCCAAUUUUGGGUGCUUCUUCACCCACAAGAAGGGCACCUUCCUCUACUUCUCCCUGGAGAAGCUCCACUUCCUCAUCUUCAAAGCUGCUGCUGCUGCUGCUGCUGCUGCUGCUUCUGCUUAAAGCAGAAGCCCAUGUUAUAUGUAUACCACACAUAAUACAAAGGAGAAAUAUGUAGUACACUUAUUAAAGAAGUAAAAAAGAAGCUAAUUUCCUAACAUGCUUCAUGGACUUUGUUGAUAGGAUACUACAUGUACCUGUGUCUUUAUUAUGUGUCUAAACUCCUCUGCAUUUUAAACCUUUUUCGUCGAAA
This is a messenger RNA of Ananas comosus (pineapple), 646 nucleotides long. Its product is annotated as dynein light chain LC6, flagellar outer arm-like. Lineage: Eukaryota; Viridiplantae; Streptophyta; Magnoliopsida; Poales; Bromeliaceae. Gene Ontology annotation, cellular component: dynein complex. The transcript has 2 exons. Gene Ontology annotation, molecular function: dynein light intermediate chain binding; dynein intermediate chain binding. The coding region runs from base 151 to 456 and encodes 101 amino acids. The record is from RefSeq and is a predicted model, not a curated record. Gene Ontology annotation, biological process: microtubule-based process.